This is a messenger RNA of Nestor notabilis (Kea), 927 nucleotides long. RefSeq names its product docking protein 4 (gene DOK4). The annotation marks the transcript as partial. The record is from RefSeq and is a predicted model, not a curated record. Gene Ontology annotation, cellular component: cytoplasm. The transcript has 7 exons. NCBI's taxonomy places the organism in Eukaryota, Metazoa, Chordata, Aves, Psittaciformes, Psittacidae. Gene Ontology annotation, biological process: cell surface receptor protein tyrosine kinase signaling pathway; positive regulation of MAPK cascade.
AUCUCCCGGCGGUGCUGGCUGGUCUUCCGCAAGUCAUCCAGCAAAGGGCCCCAGCGCCUCGAGAAGUACCCGGAUGAGAAGUCAGCGUGCCUGUACGGGUGCCCCAAGGUCACUGAGAUCAGCAAUGUCAAGUGCAUAACCCGGCUGCCCAGGGAGACCAAGAGACAGGCUGUGGCCAUCAUUUUCACCGACGACUCAGCCCGGACCUUCACCUGUGAGUCAGAGCUGGAGGCAGAGGAGUGGUACAAGACACUGUCUGUGGAGUGCCUGGGCGCCCGCCUGAACGACAUCAGCCUGGGGGAGCCCGACCUGCUGGCGCCCGGGCCCGGGGGGCAGAGCGAGCAGACGGACCGGUUUAACGUGUUCCUCCUCCCCUGCCCCAACCUCGACGUUUAUGGCGAGUGCAAGCUGCAGAUCACCCAUGAAAACAUCUACCUCUGGGACACGCACAACCCUCGGGUGAAGCUGCUCUCCUGGCCCCUCUGCUCCCUGCGCCGCUACGGGCGCGAUGCCACCCGCUUCACCUUUGAGGCUGGACGGAUGUGUGACGCAGGGGAAGGUCUCUACACCUUCCAGACACAGGAGGGUGAGCAGAUCUACCAGCGUGUGCACAGCGCCACAUUGGCCAUCGCUGAGCAGCACAAGAGGGUCCUGCUGGAGAUGGAGAAGAAUGCCAGGCUGCUGAACAAGGGCACUGAGCACUUCUCCUACCCCUGCACCCCCACCGCCAUGCUGCCCCGCAGCGCAUACUGGCACCACAUCGCUGGCUCCCAGAACAUGGCUGAGUCGUCCAGCUAUGCUGGUGAGGCGUACACAGGUGCCCAGGCCAGCUCGGACACCGACCUCCUUAACAGGUUCAUCUUGCUGAAGCCAAAGUCCUCCAAAAGUGACCAGCCUGAAAGCAGAGAGCCCACAUCAUCCCCGUGA